Molecule: messenger RNA, 964 nt
Organism: Corvus hawaiiensis (hawaiian crow)
Lineage: Eukaryota; Metazoa; Chordata; Aves; Passeriformes; Corvidae
Gene: SDHB
Product: succinate dehydrogenase complex iron sulfur subunit B
Exons: 8
Coding region: 16-858 (280 amino acids)
Biological process (GO): tricarboxylic acid cycle; aerobic respiration; respiratory electron transport chain
Cellular component (GO): mitochondrial membrane
Molecular function (GO): 2 iron, 2 sulfur cluster binding; electron transfer activity
Source: RefSeq, a predicted model, not a curated record
GCGCGCAGCGCCAAGAUGGCGGCGGCCGCGGUCGGAGUCUCCUUGAGGCGCGGAGUCCCCGCGCGGCUCCUGCGGGCCGGGCCGCGGGCGGUGCUCCGGGGAGCGCAGACGGCGGCGGCGGCGCCGCGGCUGAAGAAAUUCGCCAUCUACAGAUGGGACCCCGACAAGCCCGGGGACAAGCCCCGCAUGCAGACCUACGAGGUGGAUCUCAACAAGUGUGGGCCCAUGGUGCUCGAUGCCCUGAUCAAGAUCAAGAACGAGAUGGACUCCACGCUGACCUUCCGCAGGUCCUGCAGGGAGGGAAUUUGCGGCUCCUGUGCCAUGAACAUCGCUGGGGGCAACACCCUGGCCUGCAUCAAAAAAAUCGACAGUGACCUCAACAAAGUCACCAAAAUCUACCCUCUGCCCCACAUGUACGUGGUGAAGGACCUGGUUCCGGACCUGAGUAACUUCUACGCCCAGUACAAAUCCAUCGAGCCCUACCUGAAGAAGAAGGACGAGUCCAAGGAGGGCAAGGAGCAGUACCUGCAGUCCAUAGAGGACCGUCAGAAACUGGACGGGCUCUACGAGUGCAUCCUGUGCGCCUGCUGCAGCACCAGCUGUCCCAGCUACUGGUGGAACGGGGACAAGUACCUGGGCCCCGCCGUGCUCAUGCAGGCCUACCGCUGGAUGAUCGACUCGCGGGAUGACUACACGGAGGAGCGGCUGGCCCAGCUGCAGGACCCCUUCUCGCUGUACCGCUGCCACACCAUCAUGAACUGCACCCGCACCUGCCCCAAGGGUUUGAACCCCGGCAAAGCCAUCGCCGAGAUCAAGAAGAUGAUGGCCACCUACAAGCAGAAGGCAGCGGCUGUGUAAGGGCCGGGGGAGCCCCGGAGGAGCCCCGGGGGAGCCCCGGGGGAGCGCGGCACCGCUGCCGGUGUCACCCGCCCGCGGCCGCGCUCAAUAAACGCUGCAAAGAACA